Messenger RNA from Eutrema salsugineum, 1385 nucleotides. RefSeq lists its product as uncharacterized. The transcript is spliced from 5 exons. The coding region runs from base 165 to 986 and encodes 273 amino acids. NCBI's taxonomy places the organism in Eukaryota, Viridiplantae, Streptophyta, Magnoliopsida, Brassicales, Brassicaceae. The record is from RefSeq and is a predicted model, not a curated record.
AACAAUGAGAGGAAUAAGGAAGGCUGAUAUAUUAGUCCCUCAUCAAUCUCAUCUCUUCCUCCUUCUCUUUUCCAAUUUUCUCCAACUUCCUUUCUCUCUCUCUAUUCCUCUUUCUUCUACUCUAUCGCCGCUUCUGUAUCUGAGCUUUAUCAGCGGAGAUUUCGAUGAAAUCAACGAAACCGAUGUCGGUUACGAAGGACGAGUGGGUAACGGCGGCUUUGACGGACGACGAGAUGGUGGUGGAGCUUCUUCUACGCCUCAAGCAUGCCGGAACGGUAGUGUCCGAUGAUAAUCCCGCGGCGAAUUUACCUCUGUUACAGUGGGGCUUCCGUCAACGACGGUCGCGCCCGUCGAGAUUAGGCGUCGGCGUCGGAGGUUUCUUAAAGAAGGAAACGGAUUCCGCUAGAGCCAGUCCUAUGACUCCUUUAUGCUGGAGCGGUGGAUCUGGUAGCGGCGGUUCUGGUAGCGGCGGCUCUACUUGUCCCUCAGCCGCAACCGCCGAUGGAUUCGAACACACUAGUCGUCAAGCUAGCUGCUCCACAUCCACCGGAUCCGGAUCUAAGGCGGUACAUGCAACAAAUGAAAUCACCAGCUCUAGCUUCAGGAGAUUAAAGAAAAAGAAGACAUUCUUGGAACUUAAAGAUGCAGAGAACUUUCAGUUGAAUGAAAGAUUUCACCUUGAAAAGAAGAUUGCAAAUGUGCAAGCAACAUACCAGGAACGAAGUGCUAAGAACAAAAGCUUGAAGAGAAUAAAGCUUGAAUACUCAGAUCGAAUCAAGAACAUUCCAAUUAGUAACUCUAAUCUCGACGAGCCUCGGAAAAAGAGACGCUUACCUUCUUCCAUCUCUCAAAAACUCGUGAGAAACGAAAAUUCCUACAGAUCAACAAGUGAAACUAAGAGCUCUGAAGAAAAGGGUUUCUUCUUCCUCCCUGAUUUGAACAUGACACCCACUGAUGAAAACGAGACAUUGUACGGGACGAGCUAAAGAAAGCUUCAAACCACUCAAUGCGCGUCAGGUAAUUAAUAUAGAUUAGCUUUUUGUCCGUGUAAGCGGUGGGAGAUCGAAGCAGGCGAGUUCGCUGACAAGAAUUCACACUACGCAAGAAGGGCUCGAGAAGGUUUAUAAGAAAAUAAAAAAGAGAAAGAAAGAAUGUAAUAAGAGGAUUACGCGGGAUUACGCUAAUAUUCUCGUUUUCUUUUAUUCUCUCUCUUUUUGUGAAAAGUUUUCUUGGGUAGAACGAUCUUUUUACUUCUUUUUUUUGAGGAGGAAAUUAGGGUUCCUUUUUUUAUUCCCCUGAUUCGUUGUAGUUGUGCGUAAUUCAAGAAAAAUGUAGGCUACCGAAUAGAUUUUUAACUUACCCCAAAAAAAAUCUCAAGCAGCAGA